Messenger RNA from Schistosoma mattheei, 995 nucleotides. Lineage: Eukaryota; Metazoa; Platyhelminthes; Trematoda; Strigeidida; Schistosomatidae. The record is from the annotation of a GenBank genome assembly.
GUAAAUUUAAAAAUACGGUCAAUCAUUUUGUAAAUUUUGAUUGUCUGAGAAAGUUGAAGGUGGCUAAAUCACGACUGAGUUAUUCCAUUCCAAUAAUUAUUGAACUGGACGACAGUGAUAAUUAGUGAUUAAAAAUCGCUAAAAAUCAAUCACAAUGGAAUAAAUGCAUCCAUCAUUUUUUAUUCCCCUGAAUUUUAAGAUCCAACAUAACACUACGCUUUUGAUUACCCAUUCAAGUUGUUUUUCGAUGUAAAUUUGUUAUAUUUAUUCAGUUAUCUACUGAUUUAGCUCUUUUCUUUCCCAUCUCGUUAAUUUCGCCGUCCUAAGAUAAUUACCAAAACUGGAACCUAUUAUCUUUUGUCUUGAGUGCCCAACGCGUUAUCCAAUUAUGUAGAUAUAGUUAAAAUAAAGGCAUUUUAAUAUUCUCACAAAAUGAAAAGAAGAUAAUUGAACUAAUGUUAAUCAAAAUAGAGCUUGAAGGAAAACGAGACAGAGAUCAAGAACAAAGUGUACUUGAUUGGAUAGAGGCCGUACUUGGCACCAAGGUGGACCGUUCUAAACCAUAUGAAGAGGUACUGAAAGAUGGAGUGCUACUUUGCAAAGUUAUCAAUAAACUAAAACCUGGUAGUGUUAAGAGAAUCAAUGAGAACGCUACUAUGCCAUUUAAAAUUAUGGAAAAUAUUAAUGCAUUUCAAGAAGCAAUUAAGGCAUACGGGGUGCCUACUGCUGAUGUUUUUCAAACAGUCGAUUUAUUUGAGAAAAAAGAUAUUGCUCAAGUGACACAAUGUAUUUAUGCUCUUGGAAGAACAUGUCAAACACAUCCGGAAUACAAUGGCCCUACUUUAGGUCCAAAAUUAGCUCAAGAGAAUAAACGUGAAUUCACUGACGAACAGUUACGUGAAGGCGCGAAUGUGAUUAGUCUACAAUAUGGUACAAAUAAAGGUGCUUCACAAGCUGGCAUGACAAUGGGCAAACAAAGAAUGAUUCUUGAUUAA